CUUUACCAACGCCCCUGGGAAGUGAUCAAAAUAUUACAACAUAAUUUGUGAAUUUUACACAAGUUUUCAGGCCAAAGCUGGUUCGUGAGGCUUUCUGGUGCAUAGCAAGACGUUUUUGUUUUGUGGUAGGUAUACCUUUUCUCGUACGUACGACCUUCUUCACCUUUUUAGACAUGAAUUUGGAAUUUGACUUUUGAAAGAUGCUUUAGUUUAAUGGAUCAUCAGCGAAAUUUAUUUCAUCUGCAGUGCAUGCAGUUUGUUUUUCUGCACAGCUGGUAAUAUUUGGCUGUGCUUUGGGGGAUUCUUCUUUUUUUGCAUGGAUUUGUAAGACAGAGGUUUCAUUCGCGAUGUAAUGACUAAUUCUUCAAAUAAUUUAGCUUGUGUUGAUGUUGAAGUCUGAUUACAGGCUUAGUCGUGUAACUCUGUAAGUCACAGACAGCAUGAUCUUUCAUUCCAGAAUACCUGAUCAUGAUAAUUCCUCUGUAAGUCUUAACAUCUUAGCCCCUAUAAUCUUCCUGUGGCUUUUAUCUUCACGGUCGCUCUACUUCUUUCAUAUUUCCUCAUCGGCUCAUAAUAUCCUCCUUGGUGUUAAAUCAUGCAUGCAUGUAUUUGCAAGCUCGUCUUUAGAACCAGCUGCCUGAAUGUAUAUUAUACUAAAGAAUUAACCUAGAAUUGGCGCACUUAUGGAAAUUAUUCACCCACUCUUUCAACACCUCAUCACAAAGAAACCACACAUUUUGCAGGCUCUUAGACUGUAAUAAAUUCUAAUGGAUCAUGUGAACAAUGAUCAAGAUUUCUUAAAAAUUAUGUAGAAAAUUUUUAGAACUAUCUUCUGUAUUUGCAAUGAACUCAACAAUAGAUCUACCUUCCAGUAGACUUUCUACCCUAGGUCUUCAAUGAAUAAUGAAUUAUUUUAAAAAGUUCUACUUGUAUAUCACAGACAAUAAACUAUAGUCCCUUUUUUGACGAUCCAUGAUAAAUUGUGAAAUUUUAGAUCUGACUCUCAUUUCUCUUGCUAAAAUCAGUAAGUUUUUGAACACUUGAUAAUGUAUGAAAAAAAUAAUUUUGUCAACAAGGAGAUGUUGACUUUAAUAAGCAAAUUGUUUUGCCUAGACCUUUAAAAGUGAAUGUUGAAUUAAUGCGUGACAUUUCAGUGAUAAAGAAUCAAGUUAUGAUUUUUAAAUGAAGAUCCAAAGACUGAGAACUGUCAUCAUGUGGGGUGCUUUACACUACCCCCCAUGUUACUUGCUCAAGAGUGCCAGUUCGUGUGAAAGAGCCAAAAAAUAAAAGCAGGUGACCAGAUUAUCUUGGAUACCAUUUUGUUACAUCAGAUAGGCGCAAAAUACAGGGAAAUAUUCUGUUUAAGUGUUCUACGUGUACCAUGAAGUUUGUACCAGCCUUUGAAUUCAGAGGGUGAAAUUGAGCCACCCUUUUUGGCCUGUUACUGGUAAAUUAUGCUUUCAAUUCCACUCAAAACUGCUAAAUGGCUGCUUAAGGCUGAAAUAAUUUCUUGGCUGGUACCAUUCAUGUUGUUAAGUCAAACCUAUUUUUGCUCUGACACAAAAUUAAUCCGUUUUGGUUAGCAAACAUCCAUUAUGUGAUAUCUCAAUAAAAUCCCCAACCCUUUUAUAUUUGAUUUGUAUGUGCAGCCUGGAACUCAAUGCAAGAAAAUUGAUACAGUCAUAUUUACAAUGGAUAACCUGAAUGUUGCUCAAAAUUAAUGUCUUCUCCACUUGCAUAAUUGUCCAGUCAUCCGAGGAGGUGACCAGACAAGACUUCUAUAUGAUUGGGCAUUGUCUGUUGAUUGGCUGUUAAAUUUCAAGCCCUGGCUGGUAUACAAAUUCUUAUCAAAGUUACAUCAAUAAUUUUGCAAUUUUCAAAAGAAUCAAUAGUCUUUUUGCAAUUGAAAGCAAACAUAUAAUUAGUCUUCUGCCUCUACACAAUGUACCUAGGAAUGCAUUAUUUGUGACUGUACGUUUCUUUUUAUUUUUUUUACUUUUUUGUGCUUAAAGUUUUCAUUUAGUGAUAAAUCUAGAUGAUAAUUGAUUGAAUUCAAUCAGCCAGUGACCUUGAACUGCUCGCAUGGCUUGUGUUUUUUAUCAGAUUGUUAACAAUCAAAACAAUUCAUAACAGUGUUGGGUUUUCACCAAAAUUCAAAUAUCUUUGUUUGUAGAACCAUGCAGAAUACAAAUGCUUUAGGGAGAAGUUCCAUGUUAAUCACUUUUGGGAGUUAAAGGGUUAAAAGAAUAAAGUGUCAUUACUCAUUUUCUUGUUACUCUGUUAAUUGUUUCUUUGUUACCCCGUUUAGUAAUACCCUUGUCAUAGAGGGAAACCCAAGUAAAGGCCACUUACUUACUUACCUCUUGGUUAUUUAAUCAUUCAUCUGAUGUAUCUUGUUCUGGAAAGAAACAGGGCAAGGUCCAUGCAAGCAUCUCUUCAAUAGCUUUAAUGGGUUUUUGAUAAAUAUGUUUUCUGUUUACAUUUAGGGUAUACUUCUGCAUUAAAAACCCCACAAGUCUGAAUAUUGUUGUUGUGACAGCAGUAUGCAGACCAUAAAGUGUGUCGUAGUCGGUGAUGGAGCUGUAGGAAAAACCUGUUUAUUGAUUUCCUACACAACAAAUAAAUUUCCAAGUGAAUAUGUACCCACGGUAAGUUUUCUUCUCUCAUUAUGGAGUUCAGCAGGUUGGAUUAGAAAUUUUGGAGUAGGUUUCUUUGUGACGUUGCUUAAACUUUGCUGUUCACUUGCUUAAAAAAGGUGAUAUACGAUUAAAAUGUGGGUUACAGCACUGUGCCAAUACCAAUACUCUACUGUGCAGACAGUUGCUGAAAAUAGAGAAAAAUAUAAACUACUGGAUAAUGCGAUAUCUCUUGGUUAGCCUGUGCAUUAUUUUUGGUCAAUUUAGCAGGUCCUAUUUCACUGUACCACUCACUAAAUUCAAACAUUUGAAAUGUUCCCCCUCUAUUUGAACCCAGAGAUUUAAUGAAAAUCUUUCUAACCCCCUAAUGUUGGGUGGCAUUGUAAAUUACUGAACUUUGUUUUUUCCUCUUGGAUUUAUGGCCUGCACUUGGGCCAGAAAUACCAGUGGAAAAACAUGGUCUGUGACUUACAGUACUGAGACCUGGAACCUGGUUAGUAAGAGGUUUUUCAAUUUUUACAUCAAACUCUCAGAAUGGGAGGUGAAAGGUUCUCAUCCUUUAAACUGCCUUUCCCCUCCCUCUCCUAAUUAUUUUGAUCAAGAAGCUCUAAUUGGACUCUAAGCAUUACAUCAUAAAGUUAUUUUGAUGUUAUUUUGGACAACCCAUUGAUGAACAACUUAUCAGUCUUUGUUGUGUUCCAGGUGUUUGAUAAUUAUGCAGUCACUGUUAUGAUUGGUGGAGAGCCAUUCACAUUAGGGUUGUUUGAUACAGCAGGUAAGGUCUCUUUUAACCCUUUAACCCCAAGAGUGACCAGCAUCUAAUUUCUCCCUAUGGUAUCACCCUAGCAUCAAAUAUCAACUGUUAUGAGAAUAGAGGAAAUGAUCACCAACCUAAAAAGCUGUUGAUUUUUCAGCAAAUUCUCCUUGAUGGUAUCAUAGGAAAUUUAUAGGGAACAUUAUAGAGAAUAAGCACGCUGAUGUUAGGGUGUAACUGGUUAAGCCUUCUGUUGUUCACACUGACAAAGGGCAAACUCUUGAAACAUCAACUUUAGAAACUCUUCAUGUUGGCCAGUUUACAUUACCAACUCAAUUUUUCAAACCAAGUUAUGGCAUACCUUCUAAAAAUCCUCACCAAGGCAGAACCACCGUUUCUUUAUUCAUCAGUCUUAUCAGCCUGAAAUCCAAGUGAAAAUUAUGUAGACAUUUUCACUCUUAUUAAUCAUAUCUUACAUGCUUCCUCUUUUUUACUGCCUUAGGCCAAGAGGAUUAUGACCGACUGAGACCUCUGUCCUACCCACAGACAGAUGUAUUCCUUGUUUGCUUUUCUGUAGUGUCACCAUCUUCUUUUGAAAAUGUCAAAGAAAAGGUAUAAUCUCUUUAGGAAGAAAUGGUCACUAGGCAAGGGUAAUUUAUAAAAUAUUUCAGAUAAUUAGCACAUCCUCAUUGGUUUGUGGGUGUAUUUAGAUGAGAGUAUGUAAAUGUGGUUGACAAUGCCUAUCUUCAUUUGUCAAAUUAUUUUUAGCAAAAUAUUUUUUAGAGGUAGCAAUAUUUUUUUUUAAAAAACCCAAGCAAUAGAGGAUCUAUCUUGCCAUUUAAAUUUGAAAACACCUCUAUGUUUAACUUUUGAAUAUGGAUGUAAAACUUUUGAUUUUUUUGUAUUAGGCUAGAAAGGAUUUGACACCUUUGUAGAUCUUUUCUUUUGAGCCAUUUGUUUUAAUUUCUCCUUACAAUAUCAAUACAAUAUCAAGCAGACAAGUAAUGAGAAUAAAAAAAAAAUACCAAUAAGGGGAUUAUAAGUUGAUUAAAUACUAAAUUCUCCAAACUAACAUCACAAGAACUGUAUGGCGGACAGUAAGGAGAGUUACAAAUGAGAUCUUGGGAGUGAAAGGGUUAAAAACCUCUAUGUUUAAGGAUGUAACACUUGUAUUUAGACAAUGAUCAAAUGCCCCUGUGUUGCCCAGAUGGGGAUGUUGAAGCUUUGAACUGAUUGCUGCAUUCUGAUGUUUGUUUUUGAUCAGAAAAGUUGAAAGAUGAAAGUUGUCAACUCAGUCAAUUUUUGUCAAUUCAGUUGAAGGUUCUAAAAAAAAUUUACUGCUACUCUUAACUUAAGAUAUGUCAGCAAACUCAAAGUUAUUUUACUCUUUCUUUAGUGGGUUCCUGAAAUCACCCAUCAUUGUCCUAAGACUCCUUUUCUUCUUGUUGGUACACAAGUGGACUUGCGGGAUGACGCAGGAACAAUAGAAAAACUGACCAAGAACAAGCAGAAACCCAUAGCAGUUGAGGGUGCGGAAAAGUUAACACGAGAGCUAAAAGCUGUUAAAUAUGUUGAAUGUUCAGCCCUGACUCAGAAAGGCCUGAAGAAUGUCUUUGAUGAAGCAAUUCUGGCUGCAUUAGAGCCUCCAGAGCCACCAAAGAAGAAACUUUGCACUUUACUUUAA
Messenger RNA from Pocillopora meandrina, 5074 nucleotides. The record is from the annotation of a GenBank genome assembly. NCBI's taxonomy places the organism in Eukaryota, Metazoa, Cnidaria, Anthozoa, Scleractinia, Pocilloporidae.